Messenger RNA from Phycodurus eques (leafy seadragon), 5881 nucleotides. RefSeq lists its product as uncharacterized. Bases 131 to 4708 code for a protein of 1525 amino acids. The record is from RefSeq and is a predicted model, not a curated record. Gene Ontology annotation, molecular function: lipid binding. The transcript has 44 exons. Gene Ontology annotation, biological process: lipid transport; lipoprotein metabolic process. Gene Ontology annotation, cellular component: extracellular region; membrane. NCBI's taxonomy places the organism in Eukaryota, Metazoa, Chordata, Actinopteri, Syngnathiformes, Syngnathidae.
CCUCCGUGGCUGAAGAUGCGUUGAGGGGUGUGGUGAUAAAUUUGGAAAUGUUCUCGACUCGCAUUGACGGUGUGUUUUUUCGUGUGUGUUUGGAUGCCGGCGACAGAGGAAUAGCAGCGAGGGAAGCGGGAUGGAGUCGUCCGUGAUGAAGCCUGAAGCCAAGAAGAAAACCAAGCCCAAACUGCCUCCCUGGCCUCCUGUGACUCCAAAAAAUGAGGCCGAAAUGUUGGACAAGCACGCUCCUGUGGUGCCUCCUCGACCGAAGUACAACGAACUGAGCCAAACCCAGUAUCGCCUGAAAAUAUUAGGGAAGGAAGGCGAGGCCACCCGAAACGUGAUGCAAAGCGAGACGAGGGAGAAAAAGCCAGAAACUCCCGUGCCGCCGCCGAGACGGGGAGAGCAGGAGAGGAACCGGUCGACGAGACACAGCCAGCCCAACAGCGACGACAAGCGGAUUUCCCCCGGAAGCGUCCAAUCAGACACGGCCGAUGACAUCGAGCAGACACGUCCGUCCCUGCUGACGGCCAAGUAUCAACAAAGCCUAAAAGACAAAAAAAGCACAUUUAUUAGUCAUGUGACUGACGACCAGGACAGGGGUGACGACGCUCCGGACAAACAGGCCAGCGCCAACAAACCGGGUGUCCUGAAAGGCGUGAUGAAGCACCUGAGGUCCACGCCCAAGGUCAGCGGAGGCGAGGCGGCCCCCGAUCCCAACAAGGACGAAGCGGCUUCGGAAAAGGAACGGCCGGCCGGCGACAAAGCCAAACAAGACAGAAGUGCAGAAUCCAAACAAGAGUUCGGCGGUCGGCUCGCAGGAAUGUUCCGGAAACCUCCUAUGGUGACGGUCGGAAGAGUGGACAGCGAUUCCGAGGCGGCCGAAGAAGACGAGAAAACGUCGGAACGAUCGAAUGCUGGAGGAAUUUUCAACGGGAUGUUCAAGAAGAAACCUGCAGAAGCACCUCAGCUGGACGAGGAGCAGGCCGCUCUCCGCGCCGACAUGUCGAACAGCAGCGACAAUCUGUUGCCGAAGCCCUCCUCGGAGGAAAAAGGAGGAUUUUUCAGCGGCAUUCUCCGAAAAUCUCCCAAGAUCCCCAAAGAGACGCCAGCCGAGCAGGAUUCCGAGGAGCUCCGCGGCGAUCUCUCGGGCAGCUCGGACAGCCUGUCGGAGAACAAGGAAAAAGGAGGUUUAUUUAGCGCAUUCCUCAAGAAGACGCCCAAAGCCGGCGCGGAGGAGAACACGAGCGCGCAGAAAGAACUGUCAGCGAGCAAUGACAGUCUGUCCGACGCCGCAAAGACGAAAGAGAAAGGAAGCGCGUUCGGCGGAAUGUUCAAGAAGUCGCCCCGAUCGACCGACGCUCCCAACGCAGAGGAACCACAAGACGACGAACGCUCGGCGGGCGGCGACGGACCCGCAGAGGAGAAUAACAAGGAAAAAGGAGGACUAUUUGGUGGAUUCUUCAAGAAGGCUGCCAAAGCACCUCAGCCUGAGCAGGACGAGAGCGUGGAUAAAAAGUUGUCAACCAGCAGUGAGAAUUUAUCUGAGGGUAAAGCGGAGAAAGAUCGAGGGCGGUUUGGUGUCUUCCUCAAAAAGACCCCCAAAGGAGAGAGGGCUGAAUCAUCAGAUAGUGAGGAGGACAAGGAGCAGGCGGUGACAACGGCAGCAAGAGGCGACGAUGCGGCCGACAGGAACGUCAACAAGGACAAAAACCUUUUCAGCAACAUGUUCAAGAAGCCUCAGAAGCCUGCAGAGGGCGACAAGGAAGCGACGCUCAAGAGUGACGCGGCAACAUCUGGGAGCUCAGAGAACUUGUCGGAAAACGUCCCCAAGGGGAAAAAAGGAGGGCUGGCCGGCAUCUUCAAAAGAUCCUACAGCAACGACAACAUGGUGGAUGAGGACAAGGAGAAGUCAUCAAGUAAUGACAAUUUGUCGGAAACCACCAACACCAAGGAGAAAGGUGGACUCUUCAGCGGCUUGAAGAAAACAACAACAACAAAAUUGUCUGGAGAUGACAAGGCUGCAUGGGACAAGGAGAAAUUGUCAAGUAAUGACAAUUCGUCUGAAAACACCAACACUAAGGAGAAAAGUAUUUUCAGCGGCAUGUUCAAGAAAGCUCCGAAAGUAGCCGACGAGGCCACAGCAGACGAGGAGUCAAACGGUGGUGAGGAGAAGAAGUUAUUAUCGGCCAGCGAUGAAAACCUGACAGAAGAAAACACACCAAAGGAAAAGACAGGAGGUUUGGCGGGAAUGUUCAAAAAGUCGCCCAAACCGGCGCCGCGCUCCACCGCCACCAAGGAUCCUCUGAGUGACGACAAGGAGGCAGAAAGUGUCAAGGACGACUUGUCAGGAGACGAACUAUCAGGCAGUUCUGUCAAUCUUGUAGCUGCCAUCGCAAAGGAGAAAAAAGGAGGCUUCACAGGCAUGUUCAAAAGGACGCCCAAAACUGCUGACAAACAGGACGAUGUUGACGACAAGGAGGGCGCGGCGCCGCCUGCGGGCGGCGGGCUGAGGCGCAGCAGGACCAUCAAGAGGAAAAGAAAAGUCGUGUCGUUCAGAGUCAAGACAACUCUUCCCAGGAUGCCGAAACUCAAUGCGUCGUCACAGGCCCAAGAAAAAAUGGCCCUCAUUGAGGAAAGUGUGGAGAUGCAGGAGAUGAACCCAGCACAGGAGAGCACAGUGGAAGUCCAGCCGGUGGAGAUGGCAGCGUACCCGACCGGGGGAAACCCUCUGGAAUCUGAGGAGGAGAACGACGGCCUGUUGGAAUGGUGGAACAACGUCGAAGGCUGGGCCGAGUGGAACGAGACGGCCAAUUUCCAAGAAGAUGAUGAGGGAAUUGCGAUGGAGGAGGCUGCCGACCGUGUCUUCAUGGCGGCGCGCCUGUUCGUGCGCCUCUUCAACCAGCGGGGGGCGUCCUUGCAACAGUGCAUCCUGGAGCUGCUGGGCAUCGCCGAUGCCGCCGACCAGUUCCACAAGAAGACUGUUUCCGCGGCCGUGGGCGGAGGCGUGGCCAGCGUGGCCGGCAGCCUGGCCACCAUCACGGGGCUCAUCCUGGCGCCGUUCACCUUUGGUGCCUCCAUCAUCGUCACGGCGGUGGGCAUCAGCGUGGCCACGGCGGGAAGCAUCACCUCGGCCACAGCCAACAUCACCGACGCCGUCCACUCCAACAUGGACCGCAAGAAGGUGGAGAAGAUGAUCCAGGACUACCAGGAGCAGAUAAAAGAUAUUCGUGACUGCAUGGAUUUCGUGCAGGAGGGCAUAGACACCUUGCAAGAGUGGGAUUUUGAGAAGUACUCGCAGAGUGCCGCCAAGAAGGCGCUGAACCACAACAUCAAGCAUGUCGUGAAGGAAGGAGGCCGGGCAGGGAAAGCCCUGAUGAUCAACACUGACAAGCUCAUCAGCACCGUGCAGGUUCUGGGCGCCGGGGCCGGGGCAGCCAAGGCCGCCCAGGCCAUCAGUGUCACCACGGGGGUCAUGUCGGCGCUCUUCCUGGCCCUUGACGUCUUCUUCCUCGCCAAGGACUCCCAUGAGCUGCGCAAAGGCGCCAAGACAAAGUUCGCCUCCAAGAUCAGGGACGUGUGCAAGGAACUGCAGGAUGGCCUCCUGGAGCUCAACAAGGUUAAGACGCAGCUGCAGAAGACCAUGGACGGCAUCGAGGUGGAGGAGUAUGAGGAGAUCGAGGAAGUGGAGGUGGAGGUGGAUGACGACCUGGAGUCCGAUCCCAAGAAAUUGGCCGAGCUGGAGCAAGAGCUGGACCUAUUGGAGGAGAAACUGGACAAGAGGAUCGAGGAAGGCAAAAAUGUGGAGAAGGAAAGCGAGUCCAAGGAGAAGACUGAAGGGACAAGGAAAAAGGACAAACUGGAUAAGGAAACUGAGAACCGGACCGCAGCUAGGAAGGAGAAGCACAAGAAAGAGGAAUCACCAUUGUGUAAAAAAGUGAGGGAGAAACCCAAAGAGAAGGACGACGCUGGGAAAGAACCACCGAGAACAGGAGACUCUAGGGAUAAGCCAGAAUUGGAGAGUAGCCACCGAGAACAUGGGGGGAAAGAACCAAUGGAGGACCCCAGAAGGAAGCAAGAACACGAGAGAAGCUACGGACAAGACAGAGGGAUGACUGGGAAUCCCAAAGUAACACCGGAGAUCAAUGAGCGGGUCAAUCAUCAGAGAGGAAGCGCCAUAUCCGCCAAAAACGAAAGCAACAUGACAGACAGGAUUCGAGCAAAGGAAUGGAGGACAGACGAUACAGUUAGUAUACAAGGACGGGACGGGGAGAAAGGGAUGACUAGAGACAGUCACGGAAGAAGCGAUGACCGCAGGCUUUCGGACCGGAGUCACGAAUCGAGUGCGAUGGACUACAUGGAGGAGAAGAUGGCAGCCAGCCAGAGGAGUCAUCACAGGUGGGCGAUGGAAGAGGAAGUACGUGGCGAGGAAAAACGAGGGAGCCGACUCGAGAGCGCUCGGUACAAGUUUGAGAAAGGCGGCAAGGACGAGGAGGAUCAUCGAAGGAGCACCGAGAGUCACAGGAGAGGAAGUAACCGAGUCAAUGCAGGAAGUCACCGGGAGAGGAGAGCAAGUGACAGAGACAAGACAGGAAGUGACCGGGAGAGGAGAGGAAGUGACAGGGACAAGACAGGAAGUGACAGAGAGCACAAACACAGUCGUCAAAGUUCUCAUCGUUCCAGCGUCCUGCUAGAUGAUGGACUCUAUAUUUAGAUUUUUAGCUCUUUGGUUUUUAAAAACUGGUUUUACACAAUUCAUCACAUAUUUGAUGAGUUCUAAAUACUGGUCCUGUUUUUGGUAGGAUUUUGUAGGAUUCUGGACAAAAAGUAAUGCACUGUAGUUAGUGGAAAAAUCACUUAUUGGGAGAAGCCAGGUGUAGGUUUUUCUGUCGGACCUUAAAGCGAGACUUCUUAAAAAGAAUUAUUUUGGUCUAGUUCUUUGGCUCAAAGUCCUAAGCAAGACCUUGAUGUCUUCUGGCCAACGUUUCAAACAAGUGCUACUGUGUCUUUUUGAGGCAAGACAAAAGCUAGGCCGGGAUAUUUGUCUGACCUCAAAGUAAGAUCUGCAGGUAUGUGUGUUUGUCCUAAUCUUUAGGUCAAAGUCCUGAAUAAGACCUUGGUGUUUAGGUCCUACUAUUCUGGUUCAUGUCUCAAGUGUCUUUUUGGGUCCAGUCAUCUAGUUUCAAGCUAGACCGAGGUCUUUUAGUCAAAGUGUUAAGCUUGACCAUGGUGUUUUGGCCCUAGUCUUCUGGCCAGUGUCUUCAACUAGACCUAGUAGGUCUGUUGGGGACAUGUUUGAAGCCAGACUUAGGUCUUUGUCUGACCUUAAAGCAAGAUCCACUCAAAUAAUGCUCAUUUGGUCCUCGUCCUUCGGUCAACAUCUCAAGCUAGAUGUAGGUCUUUUGGGGACAAGCUUCAUAUCUGGACCUACAGUAUGUCUUUCGGUCCAGGUCUUUUAGUCCCAUUCCACACAAGCAAGUCAUAAGCCAGGCCUUGUUUUUUUCUGACCAAAUUUCAAUUUACUGCAUGUCUUUAGCUCCAGGUUUAAAGCAAGGCAUUGGGGUUUUGGUCCUUGUGUUCUGGCCAAAGUCACCAACCAAACUAAGGUCUUCUUGAACAGCCCUAGGUUUUUUGGUCAAAGGCCAAAGCAAGAUCUUGGUACUUUGGUCCAGAUCUUAUAGCCAAAUAUUUGAGUAAAAAAUGUUCAUGUUUUUAGGAUAGUUAUAUAUAUUAUAAUUAUAUUAUUAUUAUUAUUAUUAUAUAACUAUAUACUUAUAAUUAUUAUUAAAUGAUGCCAUUUUGGCUUGUUAUGGUUACUUACCGCUGACAUUUUUAUACAAGUCUGGUGUUGGUUGUCUUUCUGAGCAAAUAAAUUAUUUUGUGCCAA